AUGGGGAUGCAAGAGGACUUAGCAGUGACUAGGACAGUGAACUUAUCGACAGUCGUCAACAGAACCUUCCUGGACUCGGACUUCCGUUACACCCUCUUCCCAGUGUUUUACGGUGUUGUGGUCGUCCUUGGUCUGAUAGCCAACAGUUACGUGCUGUUCGUGCUGCAGCACAUGCACGACUGUUACGCCAUGAGCGAGAUCCGCAUCUACAUGGCCAACCUGACUUGUGCCGACCUCCUCUUCGUGUGCGCCCUCCCCUUCUGGAUUGGCUACUACCACCACCGCGGUGACUGGCGCUACGGCGACUUCCUGUGCCGCGUCACCGGUGUGUUCUUCUUCUUCAUCAACACCUACUGCUCCAUCCUCUUCCUCGCCGCCAUCAGCGUCAACCGUUACUGGGCCAUCACGCGCCCGUUGUAUGCCGCCUCGUCCGACUGUUGGCGCCGCGGGGUGGCCAUCACGGCGGUCAUCUGGGUGCUCACUCUGUCCAUGUCCGUGCCGUACCUCUUGGAGACGGGCAUCCAGGUGGAUGACGGCAACAUGUCGCGCUGCUUUGAGGGCUACCACAACAAGACUGACGACGAGAAGCGGACUGUGGCCACCACCCACCUCAUCAUCGUGGGGUGCUUCGUCUUGGUCUUCUUCCUCCAGGGCCCCUGGACUCUGGCUGUACUGGAGAUCAAGGAGGGCUGGGGCAGAAUGGACUGGGGCCAGCGGACCAGGCAGUGGCUUAACGAUGCCCACCAGGUCACCUUGAUGCUGAUGGGGCUCAACUGCCUCCUGGACCCUGUAGUGUACUGCUUCGCCACCAGGAAGUUCCGCCUUGUCACCAGGAAGUUCCGGGAGGGGGAAAGGAUGCUCGGAAACAGCCAUCACACACAUUUCUAG
Molecule: messenger RNA, 888 nt
Organism: Salvelinus namaycush (lake trout)
Lineage: Eukaryota; Metazoa; Chordata; Actinopteri; Salmoniformes; Salmonidae
Product: platelet-activating factor receptor-like
Exons: 2
Coding region: 1-888 (295 amino acids)
Biological process (GO): chemotaxis; G protein-coupled receptor signaling pathway
Cellular component (GO): membrane
Molecular function (GO): platelet activating factor receptor activity; G protein-coupled purinergic nucleotide receptor activity
Source: RefSeq, a predicted model, not a curated record